Molecule: messenger RNA, 873 nt
Organism: Fraxinus pennsylvanica
Lineage: Eukaryota; Viridiplantae; Streptophyta; Magnoliopsida; Lamiales; Oleaceae
Source: the annotation of a GenBank genome assembly
AUGGGGAGUAGAUUCAUCAACAACCAGUUUGUAAGUGAGGUAGAAGAUGCCGAAAAUUCGCCUGAGAACAGUGCAGAUUCGCCCACCUCCGCCAUGUCUAACGAUACCAAGAUGACUUUCACUUCGUCUCCAAGGACAAGUAGGCGAGCCAUUCAAAAAAGAGUGGUGUCGGUGCCAAUCAAAGAUGUUGAAGGAUCAAGGCUUAAGGGCGAUCAUAUGAGUGCUCCACCAUCUGAUUCUUGGGCAUGGAGAAAAUACGGCCAAAAGCCCAUCAAAGGUUCACCCUAUCCAAGAGGAUAUUACAGGUGCAGUAGCUCAAAAGGCUGUCCGGCAAGAAAACAAGUGGAGAGGAGUAGACAGGACCCUAAUAUGCUGGUGGUAACAUAUUCUUCUGAACACAACCACCCGUGGCCGGCUUCUAGAAAUCAUCACAACCACCGUCAUAAAACCUCUGCCGCCGCCGCCAUGACAACAAGAAAUACUACACCUUCGGUUUCUGAAGAAGAAGAAGAAGAUCAAGAUCAAGAUCAAGAUCAAGAUCAGAAAGAGCCCGUAAAUGUUUCCAAUGAAUCUGAACUCGACUCUGAAGAUAAAUUUUCCAAUCUUGAUGAAGGGUCCUUAAUUAACGGUAGUGAAUUUGGAUGGUUCCCAGAUUUUUACCCUACUUCUUGCACCAUGCUAGAGAGCCCCAUUUUAACUGAAGCCAGAGAGAAUACUGAUUCCGAUAUGUCUAUGAUUUUCACAAUGCGAGAAGAAGAUGAGUCACUUUUUGCUGAUCUUGAUGAAUUGCCCGAGUGUUCAACCGUGUUCCGCCGUGAGAUGGUGCAGAGAGAGGUGGCGCACAGGCGGCACAGCCUUGCAACCACCGGGUAA